CCUCUUGAUCUCACUUGGCUUUCUCUUUCCUCUACUUUUCCUCUUUCAUCUCUGUCGUUUUGGUAUUACAUCAACCAUUCAAAGAGGUUUGAGAGUGGGUGGAUUGUGGCCCGCGGAGAAGCCACCCGAUCUGAUGUUUUCUUUUCUGAUAUGUUUCUUAGACAUUUAAAGGCUCACCAGUCUCUGGGAAGAUGCUUCAUCAGUAGCAAUAGCCAUGAUCUUGCAAUUGCAGAGCUAAACAAGGAACUGGAGUCAAUCUUUGGCGAACCUCCUUCAUCCAGUGCCUUAAGUUCAAAUGCUUCUCAAGUGUCCCAUUUUACUUCCCCUAGUUCAGAAGAUAAGCCAACAAACCUGACUCAUGUUGAUGGUAGUGGACACGCCAAGAUGGUAGAUGUGUCCUCUAAAGUAGAGAGCAAAAGAGCUGCAAUUGCGAGUUGCAGAGUUCUUCUAGGCCAAAAAGUAUAUAACUUGGUUGCAUCAAACCAGAUAGCAAAAGGAGAUGUCUUGACCGUGGCAAAAAUCUCUGGAAUUAAUGGAGCUAAGCAGACCGGCAAUCUCAUCCCUUUAUGUCACAACAUUGGGCUCACACAUGUUCGUGUUGAUCUAACACUCAAUGAGAAAGAUUACAGUGUAGAGAUUGAAGGGGAAGCUGCGACAACAGGGAAGACAGGAGUCGAGAUGGAAGCAAUGACUGCCGUCACCAUCGCUGGACUUACAGUGUAUGACAUGUGCAAAGCUGCUUCUAAGGACAUUUGCAUUACGGAUGUUCGCCUUGAACACAAGACUGGAGAUCGAAUGGAAAAGUCGGAAACCAAGAUGGAUGGACAAACUGAAAGGGACUGCAGCGAAUUGGAAUGUUCUAUCCCUUCAAUUCUGCCUCUCGGUUGGAUUAGAACAUCAUCAGCUUUAAGCAAGCCUUCUGUUUGUGUUUGUUGAUGACCAAGCUUUGCUUUGUCGACUUCUUUGCUGGCUGAAACCAACAACAAAAAUAUUUUCUUUUUCUUUUUUUAUUUUAUUUUAUGUUAGACCCAAUUGCGUGGGUCCCACACGCUAAUAGAUAUCUCAUGUGAACUUUCAGG
Musa acuminata AAA Group (dessert banana) is the source of this 1079-nucleotide messenger RNA. Its product is annotated as cyclic pyranopterin monophosphate synthase, mitochondrial-like. NCBI's taxonomy places the organism in Eukaryota, Viridiplantae, Streptophyta, Magnoliopsida, Zingiberales, Musaceae. Gene Ontology annotation, biological process: Mo-molybdopterin cofactor biosynthetic process. The record is from RefSeq and is a predicted model, not a curated record. Bases 151 to 936 code for a protein of 261 amino acids. The transcript has 4 exons.